AGUUCAAGUUUGGUCGCGACCGGUAUGACCUCGUAAGACUUUAUUUUGUUUCCAGUGUUUUUGUAGUGUGUGAUUUGUGCAGAGUGCAAUGUACUCGAAGUUCAAAUAGGAUAUGGCUGAGCAGCAUCGUGAACCUCCACCUGAGCUCGAGUUGGAACAGCAAAUUCAACUCAUUAAGAAACAACAACAAUUACAACAUCAGAUCCUCCUGCAACAGUUCCAACGUGAACAACAACACUUGGCUGAGCAGCAUGAGCAACAACUGCGCCAGCAUUUGGAGCAGUAUUGGGAGAGACAGAACCAACUGAAGGAGCUGAGGCAACGUGAGCAGCUGGAGAUUCUGCGAAAAAAGGAAAAACAUGAAGAAAGUGCGGUCGCCAGUACAGAAGUUAAACAAAAACUGCAAUCAUUUCUGCGACAGAGGGCUUCGGGUAUCAAGGGGUCCAGACCUGAAAACUCUUGUUGGUCGGAGGGUAUGGAUACUGGCUCCGAAACCUCAACAACAAACAACGAUUUUCCAUUACGGAAAACAGCCUCCGAACCCAACCUGCUGAAGGUACGCUUAAAACAGCGUGUCAUGAAACGGAUGCCGCCCUCGCUCAAAAAAAGACUGCUCAGUUCGCGCUUGCCGCCUAGCGAGUCGCCGCCUCAGGAACCGCCCAAGGAGCUCAGCCCGCCUUGCGAGUCCGAAGAGUACCAAAGGCAUGCGCUGUUCAGCAGCCCGUCGAUGCCGAACAUUUCCCUGGCCGCCCACCACGUGCUCUCACCUGAUCUCUCCGAGGCCGCCGUCAGGGCAGCUUGCACCGCAAGGCUAGGUAUGCCUUUGACCGGUCAAAUGCUCCCAGGCACCUUACCUUUCUACCCUUCGCUGCCCGCUAUCGAAAGCGAGCACGAAGAUCAACCCCUGGACACGAUCAGUGAGCUCCAGGAACCUCAAGUCAGGGGCGUAAUCAGACCGUUGGGUAGGACGCAAUCGUCCCCAUUGCCGCUGGGCCACCCGCUACUGGGAGGCCCGCCGCCUCCCGAUCUUCCCCCACCGCUACCGCCCCUACCACCCGCCGAAGAACAGGAGCAGAGAGAUUUGGAACUGAGAGCAAAUGAGUCUAGAAGUAUACGGCCGCUGUCCAGAGCGUUAAGUUCACCUGUAGUACACCUAGGACCCCCAGGAGAAGGCCCCACGUUGUCAAGGCGGAGAGCUUCAUCGGCGCCCACAACAGGUCUUGCUUACGACAACCAAAUGCUCAGGCACGCAUGCGUGUGCGGCAACAACGCCAUUCAUCCCGAACACGCCGGAAGGUUACAAAGUAUUUGGUCCAGAUUACUCGAAACUGGAUUGGUCUCCAGAUGUGAUAAGUUAAGACCUCGAAAAGCGACGCCUCAAGAGCUGCAAACUUGUCAUUCAGAAUCUCACGUUCUAUUAUAUGGAACCAGUUCGUUAAAUAGACAUAAAACAGAUAUGAGUAAAUUGAGCUCUUUGCCGGUUACCGCAUUCGUCAGACUUUCCUGUGGUGGAAUCGGGGUGGAUUCGGAUACCACUUGGAAUGAUAUACACACACCUCCCGCUGCAAGAAUGGCUGUAGGCUGCACCGUUGACUUGGCUGUUCGUACGUGGACAGGAGAUAUUAGGAACGGUUUUGCUAUAGUGAGACCACCGGGCCAUCAUGCUGAGCCACAGCAAGCCAUGGGAUUUUGUUAUUUUAAUUCUAUAGCGAUAGCUGCAAGAAUUCUUCAACGGGAGCACCGUGUUCACAAGAUACUCAUAUUCGACUGGGACGUACACCACGGUAACGGUACCCAAGAAAUAUUUUACGAUGAUCCCAGAGUCCUAGUCAUAUCCAUGCACCGACACGACGAUGGUAACUUUUUUCCCGGCACUGGUGGUGUAACGGAGUGUGGGACAGGAGCAGGAGUGGGAUUCAAUGUUAACAUCGCUUGGUCUGGUGGAUUGAACCCACCUCUUGGAGACGCUGAAUAUUUAGCUGCAUUUAGAAGUAUUGUUAUGCCCUUAGCAAGGGUGUUCGACCCGGACAUUGUCCUUGUUUCAUCAGGGUUUGACCUCACCGAAGGCCAUCCCGAUCCCUUGGGAGGAUACAAAGUAUCACCGGCAUGUUUUGGUUACAUGACACGCCAACUGAUGUCACUGGCUCGUGGACGAAUUAUUCUAGCUCUAGAAGGAGGAUACGAUCUGCCCUCGAUAUGUGACUCGGCCGAAGAAUGUGUCAGAGUUCUUCUUGGCGAUCAGCCUUCUCCCAUCAGUGCUAUGGAACUGUCUCGCAUUCCUUGCCACAACGCUAUACUGACAAUGCAAAAGGUCAUAGCAGUCCAUAGUCCCCGUUGGCCUUGUCUUCAAGAAGCUGCCAAGAGCGCCAUGUGUUCUUUCAACGACGCGAUUCGUAGCGAGAAAGAAGACAAAGAUACCAUCAACGCCAUGGCAAGUCUAUCAAUGCAACACCCCGUUACAAGCAUGGUCGUGUCGCCCAUCGGCUACCUUCCCACCAGCAGUCCACAAAACGUUAUUCGACCCAGCGCCUGAGACAGAACUUGUUAACGCUGUGUCGGAGGAGAUUUUUCUUUAUUUGAACGAAAAUUUAGAGGCCGCUAUGUACUAUGCAGUUGUCCUACGGGGUUUUGGGACGGAAAUUGCGACGAAACGUCGCAGGACAUCGCGUAUAUUAAGGCAUUUGAUGUUUACUAAAUGUGAGAAGUUGGUGCAAUGAAUUUAUGUAAUUUCGAGAAUUCCUAGGAAAUUUGUUAAAAGUGGGGGAUGUUGAUGUUACACGUGCAAAAAUUGGUGUUUUAAGAUUAUAAAUGUCGAACUGUUUGAAAUUUGGACGCCACUGGGCAAAGCUUGGAAGUUUCGUACGGCCUAAGGCAAUACACUAACAAGUUGUUAUUUAUUAAAUAUUAAAUAUAAAUAUAAACCGAAAGAAAAUCAUAUAUGAAUGAUUAAACAAUAUGCAAAUUAAAUACUAGUCGGGCUCCGUUUUUUAAUAUUCUCUUUGUAUACAGUCGCCCAAUAUUUUGAAAGUGUGUACUAUAGCGAUGUAGUGCAUUUAGAUCCAUAAUCAUAGCAAUCUAUGAUUGAUUUUAUAUAAUUAUUACCUUCUAGCUUACUAUAAUCAUUUUGAUCCGUAGGAUCCAGCUGGAUUUUAAAACUAAACUACAACGCUCUCUUCUAUUUGUUUGCGUCCAAUUUUGUGCAUAAGCUACUCCUUUGCAUAAAAAUAUGUGUUAUUUAUCAUUAAGCGUGCCCAAAUAUAGGGAUCUACAGUUUAAUGUCGAUUCUAAACGACCAAGAGGAGUUGUGUCAAUCAAAUUCAAUACUCGGUGGUUUUAUAGUUUAUUCGUCUUCCGGGUUUGGACCGUGUCAUUUGUGAGUGACCCAAAAGUGGGUUCAUCUCGACGUUUCGCUACAAUUGUAUGUAGCUUCUUCAGGAG
Messenger RNA from Diabrotica balteata, 3438 nucleotides. The record is from the annotation of a GenBank genome assembly. NCBI's taxonomy places the organism in Eukaryota, Metazoa, Arthropoda, Insecta, Coleoptera, Chrysomelidae.